AUGCCCAUUGUUAUUCAUGUUGAGGCGCAGGUAAAGCCUAAUGUCAACAUCAAGAAGGAGACACCAGUCCUGCGGACUUCACUGCUCGAAUGGAUUAAAGGAGAUCGUGCGCGCUUGGUCCGCUUUAUCAAGUCCGCCAUGCGAACUAAUGGACACUACAUGCUGCAUGAGCUUCCCGAUGAGCUAUCUCAAGUGCUGGAAAAGGUGAGCAUCAACAUCGACAACAAAACAGAAGAACUUGACCGCCUGGUAGCGUCUCGAGACCCUGAGUGCAAUUCAGUGAUGCUCAAUGCUGAAUGUUACUUUUACCCGCUCUUUGAUGAAAUUAUGCAAAACAACUUUGAGGAGGAUUUGCCGGCGUCUUUUCACACUUUGCUGCCUUCAGCGAAUUUGGACGGGCUUUGGGAAAGCUUAAUCUUUGACUCAAACAUUCGUCUGAAGUUGCUCAACUACGUGAAGACUUCACUGCUUUUUGCCAACCAGAAAGUGAAUCCCUCCAUUAUCGCUUGGAAUAAGGUUAUUCUACUGCAUGGCCCGCCAGGGACAGGAAAGACGUCUCUCUGCAAAGCUUUAUCACAAAAGUAUGCAAUUCGACUCUACGACCGCUACCAUAACUUUCAGCUGAUUGAAAUCAACUCACACUCACUCUUCUCAAAGUGGUUCUCUGAAAGUGGAAAGCUUGUGUUGAAGCUCUUUGAUGGCAUUCGCGAGUUUGCCGACGACAGCACAAAUCUCAUCUUUGUACUGAUCGACGAAGUGGAAAGUCUGGCGUAUGAUCGUCAGCGUAACAGCAGCUCAGAUCCGUCUGACGCCAUUCGAGUGGUCAAUGCUCUGUUGACUCAAAUUGACUCCAUUCGCAAGUACCCAAACGUGAUCAUUCUCGCCAGCUCUAAUGUGACUGAGGCAAUGGACAAUGCCUUUGUCGAUCGGGCCGACAUCAAGCAGUACAUUGGCCUCCCUUCAGAGUGCACCACCUACAAAAUCUAUCUGACUUGCAUUCACGAACUAUUCAACUCAAAAAUUAUCUACAACAUGGACGGAAAUGGAGAAGAAGGGAGUGCCGAAGAAGAGCAUCGUCAACUUGAGGAGGCCAUUCUCUCGUAUGAUACACUGCAAUCGAUAACACUUGAGAUGGCUGAAAAGGAAAGCCAAUCAGUGCAGGUGGCGUGGAGCAACGGCAGUACACUGCUGCAAAUCGUCAGGAAGAGCGGCACUCUGAGUGGAAGGACCAUUCGGAAGUUGCCCUUUCUCGCCAUUGCUCUCUUCAGUCAGUCAGCCAUUCCCAUGAGCAUAGAGGAGUACAUGGUCUGUCUGGAGAGUGCAGUGGACAAGCAACUGGCGGAUAAUGAGUACUUUAAUGUUUGA
Molecule: messenger RNA, 1365 nt
Organism: Rhagoletis zephyria (snowberry fruit fly)
Lineage: Eukaryota; Metazoa; Arthropoda; Insecta; Diptera; Tephritidae
Source: RefSeq, a predicted model, not a curated record